Marmota monax (woodchuck) is the source of this 3792-nucleotide messenger RNA. It is a transcript of the gene Slc25a30, whose product is annotated as solute carrier family 25 member 30. Gene Ontology annotation, biological process: mitochondrial transport. Lineage: Eukaryota; Metazoa; Chordata; Mammalia; Rodentia; Sciuridae. The record is from RefSeq and is a predicted model, not a curated record. Bases 293 to 1168 code for a protein of 291 amino acids. The transcript has 10 exons. Gene Ontology annotation, cellular component: mitochondrial membrane.
CUGCUGCCGUGGAUCUGGAGGGUUGUGUUGUUGGUGUGGAGUGAUUCCUGUUCUCCAGUCAUUGGGAUGCAAGCGUGAAACCAAUUCUGGCAUUUCAGCGUUUGCGCCAUUGGUGGAGCAGUUAGCUCCUCCUGCCGGUGCGUCUCUUCCCCUCUUGGACUCCUUUAGACUGUAGAGCCCCAGCCCGGCCGGCUUCGUGGGCUGAGAAAGAACACUCUACUCUUUGACUUGCUCCUGGAAUCAGCCAGGAAAAACCCAGUUUGUGUAAGUCAAAGGAGAAGGGACAGCAAGAAUGUCAGCCCUUAACUGGAAGCCAUUUGUCUACGGAGGUCUGGCCUCCAUCACAGCUGAAUGUGGCACAUUCCCCAUUGAUUUAACCAAGACACGGCUUCAGAUUCAAGGCCAGACAAAUGACGCCAACUUUAAAGAAAUUAGGUAUCGAGGAAUGUUGCAUGCAUUGGUGAGAAUAGGCAGAGAAGAAGGGCUGAAGGCUCUGUAUUCAGGGAUUGCCCCCGCCAUGCUACGCCAGGCUUCCUAUGGCACCAUCAAGAUAGGCACUUACCAGAGCUUGAAGAGAUUGUUUGUUGAACGCCCAGAAGAUGAAACCCUACUGAUCAAUGUCAUAUGUGGAAUUCUCUCUGGUGUCAUAUCCUCAGCCAUUGCUAAUCCAACGGAUGUUUUGAAAAUACGAAUGCAAGCACAAAACAGUAAUAUUCAAGGUGGAAUGAUAGGCAACUUCAUUAACAUUUACCAGCAGGAAGGGACGAGAGGACUGUGGAAGGGUGUGUCCCUUACGGCUCAAAGGGCUGCUAUUGUUGUUGGUGUGGAGCUGCCAGUCUAUGACAUCACCAAGAAGCAUCUGAUUCUCUCAGGCCUGAUGGGAGACACUGUGUAUACCCACUUCCUCUCAAGCUUCACCUGUGGUCUGGUGGGGGCCCUGGCCUCAAACCCUGUUGAUGUUGUGAGAACCCGUAUGAUGAAUCAGAGAGUUAUUAGAGAUGGCGGAUGCUCUGGCUACAGGGGUACCCUGGAUUGCUUGUUACAGACAUGGAAGAAUGAAGGUUUUUUUGCUCUAUAUAAAGGGUUUUGGCCAAAUUGGUUGAGACUUGGUCCUUGGAAUAUCAUUUUCUUUGUGACAUAUGAACAGCUGAAGAAAUUGGACUUGUGACAAGUGAGGGCUACACAAGACAUCUGUCUGAAAAUGCUAACUUCUGCAAUGGUAGAGCUUCCUGUGUUUCACUCUGCUUCUCACUGCUCAGCUCAUCACAGAUUCUGGGAUGGCAGCAACAGAUGAAGAAGGCUGGGGUGGUUCAGACUGCUGCUGUUGGCAUCGGACGCUCUUCAUCCGUGUUUAAUGGCCUAAAUUGUAACAUCCAAACACUAGUCCUUACCAUUUAAGUGCCCUUCAACUUCAAAGAUAAUACACAAAGAAAUUUUGCAAGAAAAUCAGGUACCAUGUGCUGUUUUCUUCAGGGAGAGCAGCUUCUGCUUCCUCUCAGCUUAUAGCUGCAGAUGUCUGCUGCUUUAAAACAGCUCAUGGAAAUGAUGCAGUGGAGCCUCCAAGACAGUGUUAUUGUUCCUGAAGUGCUGGGAGCUUUUGCUUCUCGGCAGCUGAAGACAUUUCAUGCAUGGAGACCUGGACUUGUUAACCCCAGGAAUAGACAGUGGAGGAAAUAGAUCCUUGGGAUAUUGCACUGCUCUAUAAUCUCCUAUCUUUUCUGGAUCUUUCACUUAUAAUAAGUGAUUUUAAAUCAUUGAAGACUUGACCUUUGUGAGGAAUUGUUACAGUGUAAUAAUACCAGUGCUGUGUUGGCUUCCAAGGUUAUAAGGUCUGUGGGUGGGAGAUGUUUUCAAGUGCUUGCCUCCUGUUUUAGGUAAUGUGAGUAAUUUGCUCUGUGAUUUUGGGCAAAAUUUAUGACUUCCCAAUCUAGAAAAGGGAAUAAUUAUAUCUAAUGAUGUUGGGGUCAAAUGAAGAAAAAAGAGCAGGUGUUGCUAUGUGGCCUGAAGUGAAGUAUGUUUACAUCAUGUUGAAGCUCUAAUCUCUAAACAGUCUGCGGAUUCGAAGAAAGUCAUAUUACCAUGGGCUUCUCACAGUAAUCAUGAGUGAAGCCCUUUGUUAAAAAAGAAGAACAUAUAAAUGAAGGUUUAUCUUAACAGAAUGUUGCUAGUGAACUGAGUUGAUUUUUCCAAUUUCUAGCUUUUACUUUUAGUUCAUGUCAUGUUUGUUAAAAUGUUUCCUGCCUUAGACUUCCUAGUUAGUGUGGAUGGAAAAUACUUGCUUGAAAUUUUUUAGAUUUUUUUUUUUUUUUUUUUUGUGAUGCUGGGGAUUGAACCCAGGACCUCAAAGACAGCUGAAGAAGACAUUUCAUGCAUGGAGAAUCCAUAUCCCCAGCCCAAAAUAGUUUCUUUAGUGUACCUGUUUAUCUCAUUUCCAAUAAAAGGUACAUGACAUUUUCCUUUUUUCUUUUUUUAGUGCUAUAGUAAAUCAUUCUCCUUCCUUCUCGUCUUCACUGUAUUUUCAAAACAAAAGUGUCCCUCAGAGCCCCAAGAAUUUUCUGUUUCUAGAAGAUAGCCUAAGAAAGGGGGUUGGAUCCUUUCUGGUUCAACCUUUAAGAACCAUAUUAAAUUCUAACUUGGGCUCCAGGGCAGGCCAUUUCUACAGAAUGUGCCAGAGAGAUUUCCAGUUUGUCUAGCCCCAUGACUCCUUCCUCCUUGGAAGAGAGGGAAUAUGAGUUUUCUUGAAGGAUCAGGCAAUUUUCCUCCAAGCCAUUUUUACCUUGUCGUCUUUAUUAGAAAACAUUUUGGAAACAGAAAUUGGAAAACAUUUUGUGAAACAGAAUUUUAUCUUCAAAAGUAAAAGUCAUUUAAAAAAAAAAAAAACACACAAAAAUCAAGGAAAGAAAAAAGGUCAUUGAUGGUUUGUAGGUAUUGACUACCUAGACCAAGAUGAAAGGCCACAUGCCCCUGGCUUCACUAGAUGGCAGCAGAGGACCCUGAACUGUCUGCAGGCACUGAAUGUUAUCUUAUAGGAGAUUUUUUCUCCUUAGCGGACAUUCCAUUAAUGUGAGAGACUUCUGUAGAGAGACUUUCACCUUUGAGUUGAAAAGAUUGCUUUUCUCAAACCACUCUUUGUUUAAUGUUGAAAAAAUUUUAUUUUUUAAAGCACGUAAAAUUUCUAAAAUGGAAACAAGUUGUUUUGAAAACCAUAUAGAGUGAAUGUCGGACAAUCUGUCAUUAUUAUACAUUUAUUCAAAUUAUAUGUGUCCCUACCAGGUGAAAGGAAAUCAAAACCUCAUGUAUAAGACAAAAAUGUAGCAUAGGUUUAUUAAGUGCCUUAUAGAACAGGAUCCUAACCUGCUUUUUUUUUUCAGUCUUCUCUUUCUUAAUUAUGAAAGUUAAUGCAAUUGUGGAAGCGUCUAACCACGAAACAACUUAAGGAACUGGGAGGCUUGAUCCCCUUAUUUUCAGGGGAUGAUCACUAGUCCCCACCCCUUGGAUGUUGCUUACGAAUGGCAAAAGAAUUUCUAGUUUUUAUAACCAAGUUGAAGAAAAUGUUUUUGUAAGCUUAUGGAUUUGUGUAAUUUGAUGCUAAAUGUUGCUGAUCUGUCAUAUAAAAAAUGGCUCCUGUUCUUCAUAUUUAUUCAUGUGCUAGAAAUAGUAUUCAUUAUUCAAAGAGUAUACACGUCACAAGUAUCUAUAUCUCAAGCUCUUUAUUUAAAUGUUGUUGGAAUAUGUAGUGUAAAUCUUUUGUUUCAUUUAUUUAAUAAAUUAGAGUAAUAUAUAAUAACAAAA